Molecule: messenger RNA, 1272 nt
Organism: Bufo bufo (common toad)
Lineage: Eukaryota; Metazoa; Chordata; Amphibia; Anura; Bufonidae
Gene: GPR83
Product: G protein-coupled receptor 83
Exons: 4
Coding region: 1-1272 (423 amino acids)
Biological process (GO): neuropeptide signaling pathway
Cellular component (GO): membrane
Molecular function (GO): neuropeptide Y receptor activity
Source: RefSeq, a predicted model, not a curated record
AUGGAAUCUUAUCUCAUGUGGCCUUUACUCUUGGGUUUGUCCACCCUGUCGAAAAGAUCGGAAAGUUUCCACCUCAACACCAGCUUGAGGGAAUCCUUUCAGCUCCCCAACAUCACUGGCUUGUUCUCCUGGAAUAACUACAGUCUAGUGGAAUGGCAAAGCUUUUUAGGGAAGAAGAGAUACGGAGCCGAAUCGCAAAACCCCACUGUGAAGGCUCUUUUAAUCGUGGCUUAUUCUUUUAUCAUCGUCUUCUCACUUUUCGGGAAUGUCUUGGUCUGUCACGUGGUCAUCAAGAACAAGCGGAUGCAUUCAGCCACCAGCCUGUUCAUAGUCAACCUGGCCGUGGCCGAUAUUCUCAUUACUCUACUCAACACACCUUUUACACUGGCCCGUUUUGUGAAUAGCACUUGGAUGUUUGGAAAAGGCAUGUGCCAUGUCAGUCGCUUCGCCCAGUAUUGUUCCCUGCAUGUCUCUGCCCUGACCCUCACAGCAAUCGCAGUGGAUAGACACCAGGUUAUCAUGCAUCCCUUAAAGCCACGGAUAUCGACUGUUCGAGGGGUGGCGUACAUCGCUAUCAUCUGGAUCAUGGCGACAUGUUUCUCCCUUCCUCACGCUAUUUACCAGAAGCUCUUCACAUUUGAAUACAGUGAAGAAACUAUCAGAAGUUUAUGUCUCCCUGACUUUCCGGAACCUUCUGACCUCUUCUGGAAGUAUCUGGACCUGGCCACAUUCAUCUUACUCUAUGUCUUACCAUUACUGAUCAUCUCUGUUGCCUACACAACCGUAGCAAAGAAGUUGUGGCUUCGCAAUGCCAUCGGAGAUGUCACCACCGAGCAGUAUUUUGCCCUCCGUCGAAAGAAAAAGAAGACCAUCAAGAUGUUGAUGCUUGUGGUUGUCCUCUUCGCUGUCUGCUGGUUCCCUUUGAACUGUUAUGUCGUCCUCCUCUCAAGUCAAAUCAUUCGUACUAACAAUGCUGUUUACUUUGCGUUCCACUGGUUUGCCAUGAGCAGUACCUGCUACAACCCAUUUAUAUACUGUUGGCUUAAUGACAAUUUCAGAUCGGAACUAAAGGCCUUGCUCAACAUUUUCAAGAAGCAGCCUGGACCUCAGGAAGACCUACUUCCCUCCAACGUCCCUUCUUAUAGAGUGGCCUGGCCUGAAAGCCGAAACUUCAAGAGGUCAUUAGUGUCACAUGCCCUCCCAUCAUCUUCUAAUAUCCAGUCUGGGAAGACUGAUAUCUCGGCUGUGGAGCCUAUCGUGUCCGUUGGCUAA